This is a messenger RNA of Punica granatum (pomegranate), 1528 nucleotides long. The record is from RefSeq and is a predicted model, not a curated record. Lineage: Eukaryota; Viridiplantae; Streptophyta; Magnoliopsida; Myrtales; Lythraceae.
GGAACAAAAUCAUUUCCGUCAAAUUUGAUUGCCUCCAAAAUUCCCAUAGUCCCCCUUCUUCCUUUUAAGACAUCCGUCUCCAUCUCCAUCCCUCUCUCUCUCUCUCUCUCUCUCUCUAACCCCGUGAUCCUCCGGCCCGGCCGCCUCCACCGACCCCGCCUCCGCCGCCGGCUGAUCAAUCCUUCCCUUCCCUCCUCGACCUUUGUGCUCCUCCGUACGUCCCGCCGUGGUAUUUAUCUCAAUGGCGGCUCUCCUAUCCGUCUCCCCCUUCGGCUUCUUCAGUUUAUAGUGGUGAAGUGAGGGGCCGGGGCUUCUUUUUUAAUGGAAGAGCCAGGACAGAUAAAGCGAGCGCUCAUCGAAGCCACGGCCGGGGCAAUUGCUGGCGGCAUUUCUCGGACAGUGACUUCGCCUCUUGAUGUUAUCAAGAUUAGAUUUCAGGUUCAACUGGAGCCCACGACGUCAUGGGCUUUGGUUCAGAAUAAUUUAUAUGCAAGAUCAAAAUAUACUGGAAUGCUUCAGGCAACGAAGAAUAUAUUUAGGGAAGAAGGUUUGCCGGGUUUCUGGCGAGGCAACGUCCCAGCUUUGCUUAUGGUUGUGCCAUAUACAUCUAUACAGUUUACAGUCUUACACAAAAUUAAAACUGUCGCAGCUGGUUCUUCCAAAACAGAGGACCAUAUGCAAUUGAGUCCCUAUUUGUCAUAUAUAAGUGGGGCAUUAGCAGGGUGUGCAGCUACUGUUGGAUCAUAUCCGUUUGAUCUACUACGGACGAUAUUAGCUUCUCAAGGUGAACCUAAGGUCUACCCCACAAUGAGGUCUGCUUUUGUCGAUAUAGUCAGAACACGAGGUUUUCGAGGAUUAUAUGCAGGAUUAUCCCCAACGCUUGUUGAGAUUGUUCCUUAUGCAGGCCUGCAGUUUGGUACAUAUGAUACUUUUAAGCGCUGGACAAUGACAUGGAACCACUAUAGAUCUUCAAAGAUGGGCCAAUCCACAGAUGACGGGCUUUCGAGCUUUCAGCUUUUUAUUUGCGGGUUAGCAGCUGGUACUUGCGCCAAACUUGUCUGUCAUCCUCUAGAUGUUGUGAAGAAAAGAUUCCAGAUCGAGGGUUUAGAGAGGCACCCUAAGUAUGGUGCCCGGGUCGAGAGGAGCGCGUACAAGAACAUGUUUGAUGCCAUAUGCAGAAUACUGCAGGCGGAGGGCUGGCACGGGCUUUACAAGGGCAUAGUCCCGUCGACCGUGAAGGCAGCACCUGCUGGUGCGGUAACAUUUGUGACCUAUGAGUUCGCUUCGGAUUGGUUAGAGUCUAUUCUAACAUGAUUCGAACCCUCACAUUUUUCUCCUUCCUUUCUCCUUUCACAUCUACUAAUUCUAUUUGUUGGUUUUAUUUACAAAAUGUAACUGAUAGAAAUCAAUUUUAGGCUUGAUUAGAUUAUUUGAUUUCACUCGAGCUGUAUAAGAAAAGGGAAGAUCCCUAGCAUAUACUUUUUUUACAAUUGUCUUAAUAUCCUUAGAACGGUCGAUUUAUGUUUCA